AUGGACAUCCAGCGCCGAUUUCCUGGUGUGCACUGGAUUUGGGGUGGAGCAAUUUCGUUCGUUUACGAGGUCCAUCCUUCUAUCGUCGUCAAAGUCCCAAAAUCCGGAGAGUUUGAGCGUCAACAAUUCCAGAAAGAGCUCGAAAUCUAUCGGAUGUUCACUCAAAACCCACUUUGUCCUUCAAUUGUACAGUGCUUUCUGCUUUCAGACAGUGGCAUCUUCCUGGAGUAUAUGCGAGAUGCAUCACUUUCGUCUAGAAUACAAAACAACCACACCCGCGAUCAGCAGACCAUGGUAGUCACUACGGUGCACAGAUUAGAGCCUCUAUCCCUACGAAAAGAAUGGAUGAACGACCUCGCUCAAGCCGUUGCUUUUCUAGAAUCUCUUAACCUUGCCCACGGCGAUUUACGCCCCGAGAAUAUCCUUCUUGAUCGCGACCGACUCAAGCUGUCUGACUUUGACUGUACGGCGGCGAUUGGAACAGCCUACGAAGCCUGCAUGGCUCCGUACGGCAGAAUACUUAACGGCAAUGAGCCAGACCAAGGAGAGUGUGGAACUUCCGGCUUUAUGGGUCCUCGCACAGAACAGUUCGCUUUAGGAUCUUUGUACUACCUGAUAAACUACGGUUUCGAGGUUUAUGGAGACCGCUGCCUUACGGAGAAUCCUUACGACCACGGCCCCAAAGUGGUGGACUUGCUGCAGAAUAUGGAGUUUCCGAAAUUGAAUGCUGAUCCCUUGCUUGACAGUAUCAUUGAUAGAUGCUGGCAUAACAAGUACGGCACAAUCAAGGAGUUGGCGACGCAUACGAAAACGCUGUUGAGCGACAAAACAGUUGUGAUGGAAAGCAACGGAGGUGGAAAGAAUGAGAAUGUUCAAAUAGCACCCGUCAUCCAAGCAUCGUUCAUCGAUCGGUGGUGCAUUAUAACGAGUCGCAUAUUUCAAGGGAUACUUCAUAGCCUCGGGGUGUGGUGGAGAUCGCUCCUAGAGAGCAUCCGCGGCAAAGCAUCAAUCGCCGGGCAAGGCUACAGCAACACCUGUGAAGAAGUGAAUAAGAACCGCUUAGAACAGUAAGUUUUGUGGAAAAAGUCAUUCUGCCAGGAUUUAGUGGAGCGUGGACUUCUUCGGGAGCUUUCUUCAGAUGAGCCUGAGCGACUUGGUUUCGCUUUCGAUUGGUACAGGUACAGUCUUCAGUGUGAAUAGAUAAGG
Messenger RNA from Aspergillus melleus, 1206 nucleotides. RefSeq lists its product as uncharacterized. The coding region runs from base 1 to 1071 and encodes 356 amino acids. Gene Ontology annotation, molecular function: protein serine/threonine kinase activity; ATP binding. The record is from RefSeq and is a predicted model, not a curated record. NCBI's taxonomy places the organism in Eukaryota, Fungi, Ascomycota, Eurotiomycetes, Eurotiales, Aspergillaceae. The transcript has 2 exons. Gene Ontology annotation, biological process: peptidyl-threonine phosphorylation; peptidyl-serine phosphorylation.